UAAAUCGAACGUUCCCUUAUCAAACUAUCUAGGGUUUUGGUAUAUAAAAGCGCCGACAACGUCCUGUACUAGAUCAGACCGCAUAUUUUCACGGUGAACCUCAGAGUUCCAGUUCCGAUUCGUUGAAAACUUUCUUGAAAAGCACCGACAAACGUCUUCUUGUCAAUGGAGGAACAAAAUGGGACUGCAAAUGGUGUUAAAAUCAAGCUGGAGGAAGAAGAAACUAAUGAUGACCUAAGAACUACUCCCGACCAUCAAAACGACACCGGCGCUUCUCAACCUCUUACCGGAGAUGGUGCUAGUCCUGGAAAGAUUUUUAUUGGGGGCUUGGCUAGAGAGACAACUUCAGGUUUGUCUAAUAUCAUCCUCUGCUUUGAUCUUCUGCCAAAUUGUUCUUUCCUGCCCCUAAUGUUGCAUUGUAUAUCUGCAGCUCAAUUUGUCAAGCACUUUGGUAAAUAUGGUGAAAUUAUUGAUUCCGUGAUUAUGAAGGAAAGGCGGACAGGACAGCCACGUGGGUUUGGUUUUGUGACUUAUGCUGACCCCUCCGUGGUAGAUAAAGUCAUUGAGGACGACCAUGUUAUAAAUGGAAAGCAAGUGGAAAUCAAGCGAACUAUACCUAGAGGAGGAGGUUCCAGCUCAAAAGAUUUCAAGACGAAGAAGAUUUUUGUGGGCGGCAUCCCAACAACAAUUAGUGAAGAUGAGUUCAGAGACUUCUUUUUAAAGUUUGGAGAGGUGAAGGAGCACCAGAUCAUGCGUGACCAUUCUACUAGUCGUUCUCGUGGCUUUGGAUUCAUCACUUUUGACACAGAAAAAUCUGUUGAGGAUAUCUUGGCUAAUGGAAACAAGCUUGAUUUUUCUGGAACCCAGGUGGAAAUCAAGAAGGCUGAGCCCAAGAGACCUAAUGCGCCACAACCAGCCCCAUUCAGGCGUCAAGGGAAUCCAAGAGCUGCAUUUGGUGGUGGAUUAUCAGAUGCUUAUGGUGGAUAUGGAGACUCUGGUUAUGGUAUUGGUGCUGGUGCUGGUCCUUAUAGGUCUGGUGGCCCCUAUGGUGGCAGAUCCAGUGCAUUUGGUGGAUAUAGUGGUGCAGGAAUGGGUGGAUAUGGAGCAUAUGGUGGCGGUGGUGCCUACGGAGGAGGCUUCAGGGAGGAGGCUUCUUUUGGGUAUUCUAGCCGUUAUGGCAGUGGAGCCUUUGGUAGAGGCUACGAUGUUGGUGGUGGAUAUGGAGGAGCAGGUGAAGGUUAUGGAGGAUAUGCUGCUGGUGGCGGUGGAUAUGGCAGUGGAUAUGGUGCUGCUGGUCUUGGCAGUGGGUAUGGAGGAGAUAGUGCCGGAGGUUCAAUGUAUGGAAGUAGUAGAGGAAGCUAUGGUGGUGCUGGUGCUGGUGCUGGUUCAGGCAGAUACCACCCUUAUGGGAGAUAGAAAGUGAAAUGUUUAAGGUGCAAAGCUGAAUUGUCUCUGGCUUGGUGAUUUUAAGCUUAUGACCAGAGAUGUAUACUCAAUCAAGCACUUGUUGAGAGCUAAAUCUUGUUUUUUUUUUCUCUUGUCGAAUUUUAAUUGGUAAAAUAUUAGUUCAGUUAAUAUACUGUUGUCUUUGAUAUCGAUUGGUUUAUCAAGGAACAUGAUUCAUCCAUCUUCAGCUAUCUGCAAUCCUCAAGCAACAUUGUCAAACUGAUCUUCAAUUCUUAUGUGCUAGAGGUCUGUAUCUCUUUUUUCUUUUUAUUCAUUUGGGCAAAUUAGUUGGACUAAACGAGUAAAUUUUGCUUUGA
This is a messenger RNA of Solanum tuberosum (potato), 1763 nucleotides long. Its product is annotated as heterogeneous nuclear ribonucleoprotein 1. The transcript is spliced from 5 exons. The record is from RefSeq and is a predicted model, not a curated record. The coding region runs from base 166 to 1416 and encodes 416 amino acids. Gene Ontology annotation, molecular function: RNA binding. Gene Ontology annotation, cellular component: chromatin; nucleoplasm. Gene Ontology annotation, biological process: regulation of gene expression. Lineage: Eukaryota; Viridiplantae; Streptophyta; Magnoliopsida; Solanales; Solanaceae.